UUCUCUUCAGACACAGGAGAGAGACAAGGAAAGUGGCGUAGCGUGGACCCGGGAACCAAAUCGCGGCACACCACACACGAUCGGUUUGUCGGAGCUCAGCCUUCCCCUCCCUCCCUGUUUACCCCUGCAGACUAACGGAGGGACGGAACGAUGUUUGGCUUUCACAAACCGAAGAUGUAUCGCAGUUUGGAGGGUUGCUGUAUCUGCAGGGCCAAGUCUUCAAGCUCCCGUUUCACGGACAGCAAGAGAUACGAAAAGGACUUCCAGAACUGUUUUGGUCUGCAUGAGGCUCGCUCGGGAGAUAUCUGCAAUGCUUGUGUGCUUCUGGUGAAAAGGUGGAAAAAGCUGCCAGCAGGAUCAAAAAAGAAUUGGAAUCAUGUGGUGGACGCAAGGGCUGGACCGAGCCUUAAAACAACACUGAAGCCAAAGAAGAUAAAACCUCUACCUAGUAACAGGAUGAAGAGCAAUCAAAUAAGCAAACUUCAGAAGGAGUUAAAGCGACACAACUCUGAUGCUCACAGCACUACCUCAAGUGCCUCUCCAGCCCACUCGCCUUGCUAUAGCAACCAGUCUGAUGAUGGUUCAGACACUGAGAUGGCACCGGGUUCAAGCCGUACACCUGUGUUCUCCUUCUUGGAUCUUACAUACUGGAAAAGGCAAAAGGUUUGCUGUGGAAUUAUUUACAAAGGCCGCUUUGGAGAAGUCCUUAUAGACACCCAUCUCUUCAAGCCCUGCUGUCGUAAUAAGCAGCCUGCAGCCGAGAAGUCUCCACUUCCGGUUCCACCAUCCUCCACCAUCACCAAUCAAGAAGAGUGGUGACUUCCUUAAAGGAGGUGCAGAGGGAGACGGAUGAAACCUCUUCUGCCAUUUAUUGAAGUGGCCUUCCUUUUACUUUGGAAAGACCUGCUAUGCUGCCAAAAGACUUUUAUUUUUAUUUUUUCCCCUCAAAGUGUCUGGAGAUUUUGUUUUUGUUUUUACUGUAUUAAUUCUACUAAUUCAGAGUCCCUUGAUAUCUUUUCAGAAAAAAAGACUAAGGAAUAUUGGCCACAUGGUGAAGCUGAACGCUGCUGUGUUAUCAUCUUUGUUCAGCCUUGUUCCCACCCUAAUGACUGGAAGGCUGGUGACCAUGUGGAGCAGGGCUGAUUGCAGUGUAUGGUUAAAAAAAAAAAAGAUGGCGGCUCAAGUAGUGCAAUCAAAGCUCUGCCUCUUUUUAUGUGUAACGUUGAUUUUAAAAAGGAGAAAUCUUCAAUUGCAUUAUUAGGGUUGCCAUCUUGACUUUUCUAAUCAUACUCUGCAGACACCCCUGUUAUGGAGUAUAUAUUUUUUGUCAUAAGCAGUGCUCCUGCUUGGCAUAAUAAAUUUUAGGUAGCCAUUUUUUUCUCUCUAUGUGGAGAGGAAUGAUGUCUCUUAAGGUAGUCCUUCCCCAGUGUAGUGGUCCUUCAACUAUUCUGCUCUCCCAAUUCUCAGUAUUUUGAGCCUUUUUAUAGCUGGGAAUUCUGCUGGAGUUGAAAGGCUUGUAUUUUCCAGGGGGUGCCUUGUUAGUAAAUCAUGGCAUGAAUUUGGAUACUGAAGCUUGUCUAAGACUUCUUCUGCCAUGCAUAUGAUGUAAAGUUUGCGGAGUUCUUAAUUCUUACUACUGAUGCUUCAGCGACGAUAAAAGACACUUGACCUAAUAUUUCUUGAUAGGAAGAAUGUACGUGUGAACAGACAGAGGAUGCAUUUGACAGGCAAAACUAGCAGGCGUGAAGCUUGAUCAGACCAAGGGGUGGUACCACUAUCUUAAAUCAUAAUUUGCCCCACAAACAAAAUUGCAGGUAAUUUAUGCAGAGAAACAGUUUCUUCAUAAUAUUUUAGGAUAGGGAUGGGCAACAUGUGGUCCUUUAGCUGUUGGAUUGCAGGUCCCACCAUCCUUAACUGUUGAGCAGAUUGGAUGCACUUGACUGCAGUAGGAGUUCAACCAUACCUGGAGAUCCAUAUAUUGAUCAUCCAAUGGAAAAAUCAGUAGAAAUGUUCUCCAUUUCAUAGGGAUUGAACAACAAUAUGAUGUAAACACAGUGCUAUGAGCACAAAACAUUUAAUUAACAAAUAGGUUUCCCUUGGUAUGAUGCUACAGUACCUUAUAAAUAUAAAACCUAUGUUCACUUUUUCAGAGUGGGAACAGUUGUCUUAUCCAUUCAUAAUACUAGUUCUUCAAAUGGCCUGUAGGCUUAGAACCAUACUACAUAUUUUAGUAAGUUCUUCCUUUUGUUUGAAAACUUCAAAGGAAAGCCAUGUUGACCAAAAUUCAGAUUUAGCCCUUUUCACUCCCUUCUCUCUUCCAUGUUGUUGACUUAUUUCUUAUCCAAGGAACAUUCCAUACUAACGUUUCCCACCACUCAGCUGAAGAGCUGAACAUGUUUUCUACGCCAUUUGAAAAGGGAAAAAUUAAUAUUUUGAAUCAUAUCCUCCAUAAAUAUGUGUAUAGCAAAUCAUGACAUUCUUCUUAUUUCAACCUAUUGGGUGGAAUCAAUCGGUGGAAUCAAUCAUUGAGCAGGCUUGCUAGAUAUGACCGGAGCCCAUUCCCCAGCCUUGGAGAGGUUAAAUUAUGUAAUAUAUUAUCUUAAAAUAUUUCACAGAUUCACUGAAUGGCUGCAGAGAACCACAUGUACAUUAAGGUGUGGUUGUUGGUUAUUUUAAAUGUCUGUUUUGCAUCUGUAUGUUCCCCUUCCCGUUUGAGUUGUUCACUGCCCUGAGUCCCUAUAGGGAAUAGGGCAGCAUAUAAAUAAAAUAAAACUUCAAACUUAAUGCCACCUAGCCAUAGUAAAUAUUACUCAUCAUUCUUGAAUCUUUGUCCCAGCUGCUCCCUCUGCUGGAAUUCUCAUUUGCCCCUCCUUAUCCAGAAGUGCCUCCAGCUGUUGUAGCUCCUCCUUUGCCCAGACUCCCAAUACAGAGCUACUUAGUUAACAUCCCUAAUGAUUACCCCUAAUUUGAUAAUAUCUCGUGUCUCAAAAACUUGAACAACAAAUUAUCUGGUUUCCGAACCCCCAAUACCUCUGUGUGAGUCCCUUUGGUGCCUCCCAAGUUCCUACACAUCCUACCAUUGCUUUCAGGCAAUAUUACUGUAGUUAAUUAUUGUACAGUUCAGUAAGGCUCUUGUCUUAUGUCAAAAUUGCUUCAGAAAUAGGGUAAACUGAAGCAUUAUGUUUCCUGGUGUUUCUUUUUUUAAAAAAAUUGAUGCUCUGAUUACCCAGGAACAGUUUUCUGUUAAAAUGUGGCUAAUGGGUGAUUGCCUGCUUUUGGGGAUCAAAAUAAUGGCUUCCCGGCAAGAGUUCUGCUGCUUUUGAUUUUUUGUUUUAAUUCAUUUUAAUAGCAUGAAAAUUUUGACUUGAUUCUGCAGUGCACUCUUAUGGAUGUGCCUGGGUUUUGAGUUUUUUUUUUUUAACUGAACAGUGAAAUUUUAGUUGUGC
Messenger RNA from Thamnophis elegans (Western terrestrial garter snake), 3446 nucleotides. It is a transcript of the gene SINHCAF, whose product is annotated as SIN3-HDAC complex associated factor. The coding region runs from base 151 to 819 and encodes 222 amino acids. NCBI's taxonomy places the organism in Eukaryota, Metazoa, Chordata, Lepidosauria, Squamata, Natricidae. Gene Ontology annotation, biological process: negative regulation of cell migration. The record is from RefSeq and is a predicted model, not a curated record. The transcript is spliced from 6 exons.